AAAGAAAAACAGUAAGGGUUGGGGCUACCCGUGCCAGAGCAGAGAGAGGGAAGGAGACGCUGAGAGAGGGAGAAGGAGACGUUGGGUCAGAGCAGGUAGGUGCACUUUCAAUGCAGCUGCGUUUCCACCACCCUCUCCGAAAUUCGAAAUGGAUAACCGUUGCCUGUAACAAAGUAACCUGUGACUUGAAAAAUACCUAAUUCCUCUGUUUCAUUUCUUGCAAUCUUACCUGAUAGAAAAUUACAGGUUGAGACUGUUACCUGUAACAUUUCUCCCCCAAACACAAAUUUGCGAAGGGAUCGUUUCUAUUGAGGAAUUUGCUAAGCCCACACGCUUGUGGAAUCCUGCACCACGAUUCCCAAGCACACAUGGCGGAUUCCGAGGAACCCCAAUCCUCCGAACAAGUUUGCAAUUUCUUCCGCAAACCAUCCAAGAACAAGAACAUCCGAAAACGGACGAUUGACACUGAUGGCAACACUGAAGAUGAUGAUCAAGAAAAAUCCAACAUUUCUUCUGUCAUCCACAAGCCAAAAAAGCCUCCGAGACCUGAUAACAAGCUCCAUUUCUCAACUGUUGGAUCGUCAAAGAGAGCAACAGAAUCUGCUGAAUCCAAAGCUGAAGAAUCGAAAGACACUCCACUUUUCCAUUUUGAAUCAUCCAAGGAAAUCCAAGUCCACCAUGACAGCCGAGCGACAGCAACCUUAGAAACAGAAACUGAGUUUUCGAAAGAUGCCCGUGCAAUCCGAGAGCGGGUUCUAAAACAGGCAGAGGAUGCUUUGAAGGGGGAAAAGAAAGGUGUUGACGACGAGAAGGUGUAUAAGGGGAUCCAUGGGUACAAAGAUUACAAAGCUGGCUUCCGACGCGAACAGACGGUUUCAGGUGAGAAGGCUGGUGGGGCUCAUGGACCACUUAGAGCUUCAGCACACAUCAGGUCUUCAGCGAGGUUUGAUUACCAGCCGGAUAUAUGCAAGGAUUACAAGGAGACUGGUUACUGUGGGUUUGGAGAUGCGUGCAAGUUUAUGCAUGAUAGAGGGGAUUAUAAGUCUGGAUGGCAGAUGGAGAGAGAGUGGGAGGAAGCUGAGAAGGUGAGGAAGAGGAAUUUGGCAUUGGGAGGAGAUGAUGAUGUGGAUCGGGAAGGAGGGAAUCAGAGCAAUGAUGAUGAGGAUGAUUCAUUGCCCUUCGCGUGUUUCAUAUGUAGGCAGUCAUUCGAGGAUCCUGUUGUUACAAAAUGCAAGCACUAUUUCUGCGAGCAUUGUGCGCUGAAGCACCAUUCAAAGAACAAGAAAUGCUACGUGUGCAAUAAGCCAACCCUCGGGAUCUUCAACACAGCUCAUGAGAUCCGGAAAAAAAUGGCAGAGCAAAAAUAGUUAGGGAGUAUUUGGCCGAUGAUGCCUGGGAAUUUGUAGAGCUGCAAGAACAGAUCACUAAAGGCCAUAUAACUGUCUGUGCUCUUCAUAAGAAAGCAAGCUCUCAACUUUGUAAAAUAUUAGUAUGUUCAUCUUUAUUUAUAAGUUGAUUUAUCCUUCAAUUUAUUGUGUGGAGCAUAGAUGUGCUGCUACAUUCAUUUGUUUGUUAGCAUGUUGGCUUUCUAUUUUACCUACUUUUUUGUUUCGCUUACAGUUCCGGUAUUUCAUGUCAUGACAAAAUGAUGAGUUUUGCUGAGCCAACAUGUUUCAAGCUGUCCUGCAGGUGGUCAUGUAUGAGCCCUGGAUCGACAAUCAGGCAGGUCCGUCCAGCAUAUGGUACCUAUGUAUAUGCUGAAUGUGGACCACUAGCCAACUUGCUGUAGCUCCUAAUUUUUGUUCACAUUGGGCUUACCUGUUGAAUGCGCCAGCUUGAUUGUUGGGAAUAUGCUAUGGUUCCCAGAAGAUGGACCCCCUUGGAUUCCACACAAUUGCAACUUUGGCAUGUGUGACCACAUAGGUGGUCUGGAAUCUAUUGGUGUAUGAGGAUAGACCAAUCAGAAGCAACCUCCCUUUCAAAGAACGUUAGUUGUCAUGGUCAAAAUCAUGUUUCGAGAGUAGCAACUAUUAGCAUAUGACAUGGAAGGCUUUUGCAUGGUGUACAUGGGUUUUCAAUUCUGAAAAGUGGGCCUAGGCCUCGUUAAUACAGACCAUGGAUUAGUUGCGUGACUUGACGAGGCCAACAAAACCUCUGAUGUACCUGCUUUCAAUUUGUAGCCCGCAAAUAGAUAGUUACAAAGACAAAUGAAGCAAUGGUCGACAUUCAGCUUGAA
Messenger RNA from Magnolia sinica, 2236 nucleotides. Its product is annotated as zinc finger CCCH domain-containing protein 51-like. Gene Ontology annotation, biological process: snoRNA splicing. NCBI's taxonomy places the organism in Eukaryota, Viridiplantae, Streptophyta, Magnoliopsida, Magnoliales, Magnoliaceae. Bases 369 to 1367 code for a protein of 332 amino acids. Gene Ontology annotation, molecular function: metal ion binding. The transcript is spliced from 5 exons. Gene Ontology annotation, cellular component: U2-type spliceosomal complex. The record is from RefSeq and is a predicted model, not a curated record.